Messenger RNA from Arachis stenosperma, 1491 nucleotides. RefSeq lists its product as uncharacterized. The record is from RefSeq and is a predicted model, not a curated record. The transcript has 5 exons. The coding region runs from base 1 to 1491 and encodes 496 amino acids. NCBI's taxonomy places the organism in Eukaryota, Viridiplantae, Streptophyta, Magnoliopsida, Fabales, Fabaceae.
AUGGCUAGUGAGGAGAGUUUCGUAGUGUUGGUUCACCACAGAGGAUCCAUUAAGAGGAAAACUCGUUCCGGUGUGAAGUUCACUGAUAAGGAUCCUCUCUGUAUUAUCGUCAGGCCUACGACGAGGUAUGAGGACCUUGUUAGUUCUGUACUGCUGAAACUUGGUCUAGAAGGUGUGAAACGGGAAACCGUGAAGUACGAUUGUUUCACAAUCGGGAGUGAUGAGGACUUGCAGGUCAUGUUUCAUUGUCACCGGCAGUUUCUAGAGGUGAGGACACCAGAACUGUUGGCAAAGUUGGUUGACGCGUGUGCUGUACCGGCUGGGAUUGGAGAUGGAUUCUUGGAUGAUCCAGAGGACGAUGAUGUCGAGCCAGAUAUGAUUGCUGAUGACAGUGGCGAUGAUGUUGGAGCAAGUGAACCUGCUGGGGCAGGCAGUGGAGGGGUUCCUGGGCAGCCGAUUGGAUUUAGCGCUAGAGAUGCUGAAGGGUCUGCAGGUCUGACAGAGUUUCAGGUUGGUCAGCAAUUUCCGGAUAAAGAAGAGGCCCUCUUAAGUGUCAAGACUUAUAGCUUCCGUCGAGGGGUACAGUACAAGGUCGUGGAGUCUGACUACCGCUGGUAUGUGGGCAAGUGUUCUGAGUUCGGCAAUGGCUGCACAUGGUUGAUUCAGCUUAGUCUCCGACAGCGAAAGGGAGUUUGGGAGGUCAAACGUUACAACGGACCGCAUACUUGUCUCGCCACCUCCAUUUCCAGCGACCACAGGAGUUUGGAUUACCAUGUGAUAUCGGCAUUCAUUAUGCCAAUGGUUAGGGCUGAUGCAUCCGCCAACAUAAAGGUGCUCCUAAAUGCCACCGCCACACACUUUAGGUUUAGGCCGACUUACAGGAGGGUCUGGUUGGCGAAGCAGAAGGCUGUUGCCCUCAUCUAUGGUGACUGGGAUGAGUCGUACAACGAGCUCCCAAGGUGGGUGUUAGGAGUCCAGUUGACGAUGGCUGGUACUGUUGCAGUCCUAAGGACGAGCCCUGUUCGUGUCGGUGGACAGAGAACGUUGCUUGUCGCGAUUGCACAGGACGGGAACUCCAACAUACUCCCUGUUGCAUUCGCAUUAGUCGAGGGUGAGAAUGCUGAGUCGUGGUCCUUCUUUCUCUCCCACUUGCGUGAGCAUGUGACACCGCAGCCGGGUCUGCUGGUUAUCUCGGACAGGCAUAACGGCAUCAAGGCUGCGCUUGAGGCUCCUGACGGAGGCUGGUUACCUCCGUCUGCAUACCGGGCAUUCUGCAUUCGACAUGUUGCGGCAAAUUUCGCCUUCACCUUCAAGGGCAAAGAUGCAAGGAGGCUGCUUGUGAAUGCGGCGUACGCUAAGACCGAGGUCGAGUUCCAUUACUGGUUUGAUAUUCUUAGGUCCGAAGACCCGGCGAUGUGUGACUGGGCAAACCGGAUUGAGUAUUCGUUGUGGACACAGCAUGUGAUGAGGGGCGUAGAUUCGGACACAUGA